CGGCAAGCCAAACAAGCCAAACAUUUCUUGGUCUUUUCUGCCGCGACAAAAAAGUGAAGGAAAACAAAGGAGUUAACAAGGGACAACAAAUAAUAAAUGGACAAUCCAACAACGCCAUCAACCCUCUGCGAUUGAAAGAUAGAUACACCUCUCUCAUUACCCCCGGACACUGUACAACCUGUUAGAUAUCCCGCAUCCAUUAGCUUGGACCCUGUGGAUGAAUCUUCGUUGUGGGCUCCUUAAAACCCGCUAGUCGCUGUUGCUCGGCUGCCUUCUGGGGUUCUUCCAUUGAGCUUUAGCCACAGCCUUUGUCAAAACCUCCGCUUGAUUAGUCCAGACAGAGAAUACGGCUUGACGACCUGUUCUCAGCCUCGUUAUCUUCUCUUCUCUUCUGUUUUAUUUUCCUUUUAUUUAUUUAUUUAUUUUUUUUCCGUUCCCAAUUUACUACUUGUGCGCCUUCUCUUGCAGUGCGCUGUAUCUAAUCCCCGUGGCGGAAUUUUCUCCCGCUCUCCACCACACAUUAUCUGCCUACUACCUCACAUAUUAGUUAAAUCACUAAGAGUCAAAAUCGAAAAUUCAACUCUCAAAAAGCGAAAAUAGAAAACAGCCAGCCGCAGCACCGCGCUCGCCGAUCCCUUUCCUAUUCUCCUCUCCAUCCCCCCCCUCCCCCGUCUUCACGCCAUGGAAAUGAGCUCCAAGCGCAAGCACAGCAGUGGGCCUAUCUCCCUCCGUUCCGCAAAACACCUCCGCCCAGACACCUCCUCCCCGCAGCCAUUGAGCCCAGACGAACAAACACUCGGCGAAGAGGCCGUCUACGUCCUCGAAAAUGAAGACGAAGAUAUUUCCCACAUGCUUCCCCUCGCCCCACCCGCCGCUGCGCAGACAGACUCGCCAGAAUGGCAGGCCACCAUCGAAACGGUCGUGAAGAGCGUCGUCUCGAUCCAUUUCUGUCAGACGGCGUCGUUUGAUACGGAUUUGUCGAUGUCGAGUCAGGCGACGGGGUUUGUGGUUGAUGCGCAGAGAGGGUAUAUUUUGACGAAUCGACAUGUGGUUUGCGCAGGGCCGUUUUGGGGGUAUUGUAUUUUUGAUAAUCAUGAAGAGUGUGAUGUCCGACCUGUUUAUCGAGAUCCUGUUCACGAUUUUGGUAUUUUGAAAUUCGACCCCACCGCCAUUAAAUACAUGCCCGUCACGGAAUUGAAAUUGUCGCCGGACGCAGCAAAAGUUGGUGUCGAAAUUAGAGUCGUGGGCAAUGACGCCGGUGAGAAAUUGAGUAUUCUUUCUGGAGUUAUAAGUCGUCUGGACCGCAAUGCUCCCGAAUACGGCGAAGGGUAUAGCGAUUUCAACACAAACUAUAUCCAGGCUGCUGCUGCGGCUAGUGGUGGAAGUUCCGGAAGUCCUGUCGUGAACAUAGAUGGUCAUGCGAUUGCGCUACAGGCUGGCGGACGUGCCGAUGGCGCCGCUACGGAUUACUUCCUACCCCUCGAUCGUCCACUGAGAGCCCUGGAGUGCAUACGCAAAGGCGUGCCGGUCACGCGGGGCACAAUCCAGACCCAGUGGAUCAUCAAGCCGUUUGAUGAGUGCCGCCGCCUUGGUCUAUCUCCCGAAUGGGAGGCUGCUGUCCGAAAAGGCGCCCCAAAAGAAACCGGUAUGCUUGUUGCGGAAAUCGUGCUCCCUGAAGGCCCUGGCGACGGCAAGCUACAGGAAGGGGACGUGUUGAUCAAGGUCAACGGGGAGCUCCUGACACAGUUUGUAAAGCUGGAUGCGAUUUUGGAUGCCAGUGUGGGUAAGGAUGUCCACCUUCUUGUGCAGCGCGGUGGUGAGGAUAGGGAAGUCUCAUGUACAGUUGGAGAUCUCCAUGAAAUCACCCCUGCUCGCUAUAUUACCGUUGCUGGUGCGACGUUCCAUGACCUCUCCUACCAACAGGCCAGACUUUAUGCGAUCGCCUGUAAGGGGGUGUAUGUUUGCGAAGCUGCGGGUUCGUUCAAACUUGAAAAUACCUUUUCUGGAUGGAUAGUAGAUACGGUGGAUAAACGACCUACGAAAAAUUUGAAUGAAUUUAUUGAAGUUCUGAAAACCAUUCCAGAUCGCGCGCGAGUUGCUUUGUCAUAUAGGCAUAUUCGAGAUUUACAUACCAGAGGAACAUGCAUAGUGCACAUAGACCGCCACUGGCAUCCACAUAUGAGGGAAGCAGUCCGCAAUGACGAGACUGGACUAUGGGAUUUCACGAACAUUGCAGAUCCACUUCCCGCGGAAACCCCAGUUCCUCGGAAAGCCGAUUUCAUCCAACUUGACGGUGCCAACCAUCCAGCAGCUGCAGAUAUCGUUCGCAGUUUCGUCCGCGUCUCUUGCACAAUGCCAGUGAAGCUUGAUGGGUAUCCACAAGCCCGCAAAGCCGGAUUUGGCCUCGUCGUCGAUGCGGAGAAAGGUCUCGUGCUUGUUUCCAGAGCUAUUGUGCCUUUUGAUCUUUGUGAUAUCAACGUAACCGUAGCGGACUCUAUUAUCGUCAUUGCCAAAGUGGUUUUCCUCCAUCCAUUACAGAAUUACACGAUUAUCCAAUAUGACCCUAGUCUCGUGCAGGCGCCGGUCAAGACAGCGCGGCUGAGCACUACCUACAUCAAGCAAGGCGCCGAUACCAUAUUUGUCGGCUUUAAUCAGAAUUUCCGCAUCGUCGUGGCCAAGACGGCCGUUACUGAUAUCACUACGGUCGCCAUACCCCCCAACGCUUCUGCGCCGCGCUACCGUGCUCUCAACCUUGACGCCAUCACCGUUGACACCGGCCUGAGUAGCCAAUGCUCCAAUGGCGUCCUGAUCGGCGAGGACGGCAUCGUCCAAGCACUCUGGCUCAACUACCUGGGCGAGCGCACCGCCAGCUCUCACAAAGACGUAGAGUACCAUCUAGGUCUCGCUACCCCUUCUCUCCUCCCCAUCAUUAACCAGAUCCAAAAUGGCACCCUACCCAAACUUCGAAUCAUGGAUAUGGAGUCCUACGUUAUCCAAAUGAGCCAGGCGCGCAUCAUGGGCGUGUCAGAAGAAUGGAUCGAGAAGGUCGCCAUCGCCAACCCGGCACGCCAUGAGCUAUUCAUGGUGCGGAAAGUUGACUGUGCCUCCCCAUUAAAGGAGGACACCCAGCAGCUUGAGGAGGGUGAUAUCAUCCUCACACUAAACGACAAGCUCAUUACUCGCGUCUCGGAAUUUGAUAUAAUGUACCACCACGAAACCCUCGACGCGCUUAUUGUCCGCAAUGGCCAGGAAAUGCGUAUUAAGAUCAAGACUGUCCCGACAGAAGAUCUGGAAACGGACCGUGCGUUGAUCUUCUGUGGUGCUGUGCUGCAGAAGCCGCAUCAUGCCGUUCGACAGCAGAUUUCGAAGCUACAUAGCGAGGUCUAUGUCAGCGCGAGGAGUCGCGGCUCCCCGGCCUAUCAAUACGGCCUCUCACCAACAAACUUCAUCACGGCCGUCAACGGCGUCAAAACCCCAGAUCUCGACUCGUUCAUUGAGCAGGUCAACACCAUCCCCAAUAAUACCUAUUUCCGCCUCCGCGCUGUUACAUUUGAUAACGUCCCCUGGGUCGUCACCAUGAAGAAAAAUGAUCAUUACUUCCCCAUGUCCGAGUACGUGAAAGAUCCCUCCGCUGCUGAGGGCUGGCGGACCAUCUCUCACGAUAAAGAACGGCGUCGCUCGGACUCGGAUAACGUCAACGCGGACGCGAUGGAUGAAGGGCGCGAUGAGGGGAUGAGUGAUGUGGAGCCUGAUGGUGAUGAGUAGUAGGAUAAAGUGUUCAUGAGAUAAUAGAGUGUUUGCCUUUUCUUUUCCCCUCAUUGUUUUUCACUUGUUCCAGAACAUGGAUUCGUUCGACUCUAUUUUUCUAAUUGUACUCCUGGAAUGAUAUGGUUUUUUUAUGGCAAUAAUAGAGUGGUACUACUGCACAUGAGCGUGGCUCUUCAUUUCAUCUUCUGUUGGUGCUUGAGUGAGAUAUUGUUUUCAGUUUUCUGGGGUAUUUGGCAUGUGGUAUCCAAGUAGCGGGGGUCUCUAUUUAUGUACUGUACCUUGCUGUUAAUGGUACCUCAUUUCUUAUGAGCUAGAAUAGAGGGUUUUUAUAUUUUCUUAUCCCCAUGUUUAAGAUUACGUAGUCUUUUCUUCAUCCUAUGGCGUUUCAAAAAUUGGGUAUUAAUACAAUUUAACCAAGAAAAAAAGCCUUCUAUUGAGUUAUCCUUACAUUUUACCAAUAUAUAAUCAGCAUCGAGUGGCAGGGCAUGAU
Molecule: messenger RNA, 4258 nt
Organism: Blastomyces gilchristii SLH14081
Lineage: Eukaryota; Fungi; Ascomycota; Eurotiomycetes; Onygenales; Ajellomycetaceae
Product: Pro-apoptotic serine protease NMA111
Exons: 5
Coding region: 682-3765 (1027 amino acids)
Biological process (GO): proteolysis
Molecular function (GO): protein binding; serine-type endopeptidase activity
Source: RefSeq, a predicted model, not a curated record